Molecule: messenger RNA, 1347 nt
Organism: Enterospora canceri
Lineage: Eukaryota; Fungi; Microsporidia; Enterocytozoonidae
Source: the annotation of a GenBank genome assembly
AUGUUUACGCUAGUGGUUGAAGCGCUCUUGCUAUGCCACGCGUACACCAUAACAGCUACAGUCGUGCAACAGCUGGCAGCCCUGUGGCCCCAGUCGAGCGAAGUCCCAGCUGCAGAUGGGAACAGCGAGAUCGACCCAAAGGCCCCGCCUGGUGAUCGAACAGGCCCUGAGAAAGAAGUUGACAAGAAGAGCCCUGAUAAAGACGUUGACAAGAAGAGCCCCGAUAAAGAAAAGGAUAUUGAUAAAAAGAGCCCUGAUAAAGAGAAAGACGUUGACAAGGCGACCCCUAAUAAAGAUAUUGACAAGAAGAGUCCUGAUAAAGAAAAGGAUAUUGAUCAAAAUACACAGAAACCAAAGGCUACCUUCAAUGACAAUAAGGUGAUUCUUCUGGAUGACAACCUAAAGGAUCCAGUCUCUGAUAAGAAGCUGAAAAUGAGAAAGAAAAUAAAGGCUAAGGCAGCUAAGGAAGCAGCACGUGCAAUUAGACAGGCAAGGGAGAGAGCAAAUAAGGACAAUAAAACAGCAGCGAUGUUCAUGUGCUCCUGGGAUGGCCAAAAUAUGAAGAUUGAGGCUUCACCAUACGUCUUCUGGAAUGGAAAUGCGCCUAUUACAAAGGCAGCACCUGAUUUGAGCAAAGAGGAAAUAGAGCGUAUCAGCGAAGAUACAAGCGAAGCACUAAAGAAGUUGAUAUCACUGUCAGGUGAAAAGGAUGAGGUGGUUGAUGUAAAGGUAAAGAGUGAGGUGGUUGAUGUAAGUGUCAAAAAUGAAGUAGUUGAUGUAAAAACAAAGAAUGAAGUAGUUGAUGUAAAGGUAAAGAAUGAGGAGGGUUCAUCGAUGCAAAGGCUGUCGGAUCCAAAGCCAUCAGAGCAUCCUCUUCCAAUCCAUCACCGUCCCAUUCAACAUUCAUCUACCAAGGGGUGUAAAAGAACACCAUCAGAGAUCUUUGUUGAGAGAAAGGCAUUGUUGGCCAGCUAUGAAUCUCUUCAGAAGAAAACCCCAGAAUCAACUCAGAUUUCUAAGGAGAAGCCAGCACAGAUAGUAGUUGUACAAGGCCCAGCCCAGCCUACCGUACAGAAAUCAAUCCGUGCCUGCAUCCUGAAAUCAAAUUCGAUGUCUCCACAGGAAGUUGCUCGACUAUCUCCAUCUAAGGAGGCUGAUAAGGAAUCUGAUAAGGUGAUUGACAAGGUGUCUGUUCAGGACUCUGCUGAGACAUCACAGCAAUCAACAGUGUCAUCUAAGUCAUAUGAUGAGCCAGGAAUGUUCACAAGUAUGUGGUAUAAGAUUAUAGGAUUGUGCUGUUGCAUAAGCACAGUAGAAGACGAGAUCACGUACACAACGGAUGAAUAA